UGUGCUACACAUCCGGGCCACUGUUACUAGCGAGGGGAAGAUGGCGGCAGCAACAGUGGUGGUUCCCGCAGAGUGGAUAAAGAACUGGGAGAAAUCUGGAAGAGGCGAAUUUUUGCAUUUAUGCCGGAUUCUCAGUGAAAAUAAAAGCCACGACAGUUCAGCCUACAAAGAUUUCCAACAAGCUCUCUAUGAGUUGUCAUACCAUGUCAUUAAAGGAAAUUUAAAGCAUGAACAGGCAUCUAAUGUUCUUAAUGACAUUAGCGAAUUUCGUGAAGAUAUGCCUUCUGUUCUUGCUGAUGUAUUCUGCAUAUUAGAUAUUGAGACAAAUUGUUUAGAAGAAAAAAGCAAGAGAGACUAUUUUACACAAUUGGUAUUAGCAUGUUUGUAUUUAGUUUCAGACACAGUUCUGAAGGAACGCCUGGAUCCAGAAACAUUGGAAUCCUUAGGGCUUAUCAAACAGUCACAGCAGUUCAAUCAAAAGUCAGUUAAAAUCAAGACAAAACUUUUUUAUAAGCAGCAAAAAUUCAAUUUGUUAAGAGAAGAGAAUGAAGGUUAUGCCAAGCUGAUUGCUGAAUUGGGACAAGAUUUAUCUGGAAAUGUUACUAGUGACUUAAUUUUAGAAAAUAUCAAAUCUUUAAUAGGAUGCUUUAAUCUGGAUCCGAAUAGAGUUUUGGAUGUCAUUUUAGAAGUGUUUGAAUGUAGGCCAGAACACGAUGACUUCUUUAUAUCUUUAUUAGAAUCUUACAUGAGUAUGUGUGAACCGCAGACACUGUGUCAUAUUCUUGGAUUCAAAUUCAAGUUUUACCAGGAACCAAGUGGUGAGACGCCGUCAUCUUUAUACAGAGUUGCAGCCGUACUUCUGCAAUUUAAUCUCAUUGAUUUAGACGAUCUUUAUGUACACCUUCUUCCAGCUGAUAAUUGCAUUAUGGAUGAAUAUAAGCGAGAAAUUGUGGAAGCUAAGCAGAUUGUUAGAAAGCUUACAAUGGUUGUAUUGUCUUCUGAAAAAUUUGAUGAACGAGAGAAAGAAAAGGAAAAAGAAGAUGAAAAGCCACCUGACAACCAAAAACUUGGUUUGUUGGAAGCUUUGUUAAAGAUUGGUGAUUGGCAGCAUGCACAGAACAUUAUGGAUCAGAUGCCCCCAUACUAUGCAGCUGCUCAUAAACUAAUAGCCCUUGCUAUUUGCAAGCUCAUUCACAUAACUAUCGAGCCUCUCUACCGAAGAGUUGGCGUUCCUAAAGGUGCUAAAGGCUCACCCAUUAACGCUUUGCAAAACCAGAGAGCUCCAAAGCAAGCAGAAAGCUUUGAAGAUCUGAGGAGGGAUGUAUUCAGUAUGUUCUGUUACCUUGGGCCUCACCUUUCUCACGAUCCCAUUUUAUUCGCAAAAGUCGUGCGCAUAGGCAAGUCAUUUAUGAAGGAGUUUCAGUCUGAUGGAAGCAAGCAAGAAGACAAAGAAAAAACGGAAGUUAUUCUUAGCUGUUUACUUAGCAUUACUGACCAGGUAUUAUUACCGUCUCUUUCUUUGAUGGACUGCAAUGCUUGUAUGUCUGAGGAACUAUGGGGAAUGUUUAAAACAUUUCCCUAUCAGCAUAGAUACCGUCUCUAUGGCCAGUGGAAGAAUGAAACUUAUAACAGUCACCCACUUUUAGUAAAAGUUAAAGCUCAAACAAUAGACAGAGCCAAAUAUAUCAUGAAACGUCUGACCAAGGAAAAUGUCAAACCUUCAGGAAGACAGAUUGGGAAGUUGAGCCACAGCAAUCCAACUAUUUUGUUUGAUUAUAUCUUAUCACAAAUACAGAAAUAUGAUAACUUAAUAACGCCUGUAGUAGAUUCGUUGAAAUACCUCACAUCAUUGAAUUAUGAUGUCUUGGCCUAUUGUAUCAUUGAAGCUUUAGCUAAUCCAGAAAAGGAAAGAAUGAAACACGAUGAUACAACCAUUUCAAGCUGGCUUCAGAGUCUGGCUAGUUUUUGUGGUGCAGUUUUUCGUAAAUAUCCGAUUGAUCUCGCUGGUCUUCUUCAGUAUGUAGCAAAUCAGUUAAAGGCUGGGAAAAGUUUUGACCUGCUUAUAUUGAAAGAAGUGGUACAAAAAAUGGCAGGAAUCGAAAUUACAGAGGAAAUGACAACAGAGCAAUUAGAGGCCAUGACUGGUGGAGAGCAGCUAAAAGCUGAGGGUGGUUAUUUUGGCCAGAUCAGAAACACUAAAAAGUCUUCUCAGAGGUUAAAGGAUGCACUGUUGGAUCACGAUCUUGCUCUUCCUCUCUGUUUGCUUAUGGCUCAGCAGAGGAAUGGAGUGAUUUUUCAGGAAGGUGGAGAGAAACAUUUGAAGCUUGUGGGAAAGCUCUAUGACCAGUGUCAUGAUACCCUAGUACAGUUUGGUGGGUUUUUAGCAUCCAAUCUAAGUACAGAAGAUUAUAUAAAGCGAGUGCCUUCAAUUGAUGUACUCUGCAAUGAAUUUCAUACACCUCAUGAUGCAGCAUUUUUUCUGUCGAGACCAAUGUAUGCACACCAUAUUUCAUCAAAAUAUGAUGAACUUAAAAAGUCAGAAAAGGGAAGUAAACAACAACAUAAAGUUCAUAAGUACAUUACAUCAUGUGAGAUGGUGAUGGCUCCUGUCCAUGAAGCAGUGGUUUCCUUACACGUUUCCAAAGUCUGGGACGAUAUCAGCCCUCAAUUCUACGCCACAUUUUGGUCUUUGACAAUGUAUGACCUUGCAGUUCCACAUACCAGCUACGAACGAGAAGUCAAUAAACUUAAAAUCCAGAUGAAAGCAAUUGAUGACAAUCAGGAAAUGCCUCCAAAUAAGAAGAAAAAAGAAAAGGAGCGUUGUACUGCUCUUCAGGACAAGCUUCUUGAGGAAGAAAAGAAGCAGAUGGAACAUGUACAGAGAGUUCUCCAGAGACUGAAAUUGGAAAAGGACAACUGGCUUUUAGCAAAAUCUACCAAAAAUGAGACCAUCACAAAAUUUCUCCAGCUGUGUAUAUUUCCUCGAUGUAUUUUUUCAGCAAUUGAUGCUGUUUACUGUGCUCGUUUUGUUGAAUUGGUACAUCAACAGAAAACUCCAAAUUUUUCCACACUUCUUUGCUAUGAUCGAGUUUUUUCUGACAUAAUUUACACGGUUGCAAGCUGUACUGAAAAUGAAGCUAGUCGGUAUGGGAGAUUUCUCUGUUGCAUGUUAGAGACAGUGACCCGGUGGCACAGUGAUAGAGCCACAUAUGAAAAGGAAUGUGGAAACUACCCAGGAUUUCUUACUAUAUUACGGGCAACUGGAUUUGAUGGUGGAAAUAAAGCCGAUCAAUUAGAUUAUGAAAAUUUUAGACAUGUUGUACAUAAGUGGCACUAUAAACUAACCAAGGCAUCGGUACAUUGCCUUGAGACGGGCGAAUAUACUCACAUCAGGAAUAUAUUGAUUGUGCUAACAAAAAUACUUCCUUGGUACCCAAAAGUUUUGAAUCUGGGUCAGGCUUUGGAAAGAAGAGUGAAUAAAAUAUGCCAAGAAGAAAAAGAGAAGAGGCCAGAUCUAUAUGCAUUGGCUAUGGGCUACUCUGGGCAGUUGAAAAGUAGAAAAUCACAUAUGAUACCUGAAAAUGAAUUUCAUCACAAAGACCCUCCUCCAAGGAAUGCUGUUGCCAGUGUACAAAAUGGCCCUGGGGGUGGGCCUUCUUCAUCCUCUGCAGGAAGUUCAUCUAAAUCAGAUGAAAGCAGUACUGAGGAGACUGAUAAAUCAAGGGAGAGAUCUCAGUGUGGUGUGAAAACUGUUAACAAGACCUCUAGUACCACACCAAAAGGGAAUUCAAGUAAUGGAAACAGUGGCUCUAACAGCAACAAAGCUGUUAAAGAAAAUGACAAAGAAAAAGUAAAGGAAAAAGAAAAAGAGAAAAAAGAAAAGACUCCAGCUACUACUCCAGAGGCCAGGGUACUUGGAAAAGAUAGUAAAGAAAAACCAAAGGAAGAGCGGCCAAACAAAGAUGAAAAAGCACGAGAGACGAAGGAAAGAACACCUAAGUCUGACAAAGAGAAAGACAAGUUCAAGAAGGAAGAAAAAGCUAAGGAUGAGAAAUUCAAGACCACCGUCACCAGUGUAGAAUCAAAAUCAACUCAAGAAAGGGAAAGAGAGGAGCCAUCAAGAGAAAGAGAUGUAGCAAAGGAAAUGAAGUCAAAGGAAAAUGUUAAAGGAGGAGAAAAAACACCAGUUUCUGGGUCCUUGAAGUCACCUGUUCCCCGAUCAGAUGCUGCAGAACCUGAAAGGGAACAAAAACGCCGUAAAAUCGAUACUCAUCCUUCUCCAUCACAUUCCUCCACAGUAAAGGUUACAGACAUACUUCCCAAAGUUCCUCUGAGUUCUGAGAACUAUGCCAGCUCACCUGUCAUCUCCAUUCAUUUUCUACAGGACAGUCUCAUCGAACUCAAGGAGUCUUCAGCAAAGCUCUACAUUAAUCAUACUCCUCCACCACUGUCCAAGAGUAAGGAGAGAGAAAUGGACAAGAAAGACUUGGACAAGUCAAGGGAAAGAUCCAGAGAAAGAGAGAAAAAAGAUGAAAAGGACAGGAAAGAGCGGAAAAGGGAUCACUCAAACAAUGACCGUGAAGUGCCACCGGACAUAACAAAGAGGCGGAAAGAGGAGAAUGGAACAAUGGGGGUUUCAAAACACAAAAGUGAGAGUCCAUGUGAGUCUCCUUAUCCAAAUGAAAAAGACAAAGAGAAAAAUAAGUCAAAAUCUUCAGGCAAAGAAAAAGGCAGUGGUGAUUCCUUUAAGUCUGAGAAGAUGGAUAAAAUCUCCUCUGGUGGCAAAAAGGAAUCCAGGCAUGAUAAAGAAAAGAUAGAAAAGAAAGAGAAACGUGAUAGUUCAGGAGGCAAGGAAGAGAAGAAACAUCAUAAGUCCUCAGACAAGCACAGAUAAUGAAGACUUUCAGCCGAGGGUGUAUGGACAGACCCCUAAGCUGAAUGUCUCCCUGAGGAGGAUGCCAAAGCUCCAUUCGUCACUCUCAGAAUGAUAUCUCCCAUAAUUAAGAGCUUCUGGUGCUGUCCAUCUUAUGGGAAUCUGCUUUAAGUCAGAAGAUGAAUAUAUACCACUGUCCUUUUGACAAGACAUUCCAAAGUCAUUGAUUUUCAGAGCAUUAUUUUCACAUGCAGGCAAUUUCUUGCAGCAAGGUCCCUGUGCAUACAGGUUUUACUUGAUAUAUGCCAUCCAGAAACAGCAUCUAAUGAAAAAUUUACUGACUUCUAAUCCAUCCUUCUUUCUCAGAAAGGAGAGGAAAUUGCCUCCUGGAACCAGUUCCUUAAUGAUGUAGAUAGGCUGCCUUUGUGUGUGGACUCCUAAGUGUGAAAACAUUGGAAUGACUAUGUUGCUUGAGGAUUUUCUUGUAAAAAAAUUAAUUUUAAUUUCAGUUCCUGGGAAAGAUUAUUUUUACAUGUUUUAACAGCAACAACAGUUUUAUCCCUUAAUGUGCCCUUAAAUAUGUUAUCAAAACUUUCUUUGUCCUUAACUAUUUCUCAUAAUGUGACCUCAUGAUCAGAAACCCAUAUUUUACUCUAAAUAUGGUCAUAUGACACCAUGAUGUUCCUUUUAUUAUUGCUACAUUACUUAGACAUCAUCAUGAUCAAGGACACAUUUCUUAUUCUCCUAAGUAUGGUCAUAUGAAUUACCAUGAUAUUCUUUAUUGGAACAUUAUUUUUCAGUCUAAAAAUUGAGAUGAACUUACCAUUUUAAAAUGUACCAUGCUACAUUACUUAGACAUCAUCAUGAUCAAGGACACAUUUCUUAUUCUCCUAAGUGUGGUCAUAUGAAUUACCAUGAUGUUCUUUAUUGGAACAUUAUUUUUCAGUCUAAAAAAUUGAGAUGAACUUACCAUUUUAAAAUAUACCAUUCAGUAGUCUUUAGUAUAUUCACUGUGUGGUGCUGUCAGCACUGCCAUCUAAUCUCAGAACAUUUCUCUCCCCUGCAAAAGUGUCCCAUACAGAUUAGCAGGCACUUUUGACUCCUCUUUCUUCAGCCACUGGAAACUACUAAUGUAUUUUUUGUCUGUGAAUUUGCCUAUUUGGGGACAUUUCAUAUAAAUGAAUUCAUGCAAUACUAUGGCCUUCAGUGCCUGGGUUCUUUCAACUAGCCAUGUUAUCAAGAUUCAUCCAUCUUGUAGCAUGUGUCAAUAAACCAUUCCUUUUUAUGGAUAAAUAUUCUAUUGAUUGAACGUGUGUCAUGUUUUGUUUAUCCAUUUAUCAAUAGCUGGACAGGAACAAUGAUAUUUUAAGUAUUGAAACUGUAAAUUCAAUAUCUGUAUCCAAAAUUAUAAUUGAAACUGUCAAGAUCAUACCUGGUUUGAGCAGAAUGCUAUGUAGAAAUGAUAUAUAAAUUAUUUGUUGGCAUUUCAUGCAAGUGUGAUUAUUUUCUAAGGCCCCUUAUUGUUAAGGUUUUAUGGACUAUGUGAAUGUAGUAUAUUCAUUAAUAAAGUUUAAUGCAUUAAGCAUUAAUUUAAAAUUUGAUGGAGAACAAUGCUAGGCAGAUAGGAAGUUAUUUGCCACAUGCUGUAAUACUCAUAUUUUGAAUUUAUUUCAUUAUGCAGUAUUUGAAAAUGUCAAUACAUAAAGGAUAUGAGUGUAAUUGAGUCAAUAUAUUUUUAAAGUAAUUUUUGUAAUUUAGCUGACAUUGCAUCUUAAUAUAAUUCACUAUUAAAUUCAUGUCCUUGUGACAGAUUUGAUGUCAUUUCUCUCCCUCUCUCCCUUCCCACUUCCUUUUCCCCUCCCCCUCCCCCUUCCCUUCCUUCCGAGACUCUCCCCUGUCUCUGAUCAUGUAAAAUAGGUUCCUUUCCUUUGCUACAUGUUCUGUUUAUUUUUGAUGCGUUAUAUUAUUCCUUGCUCCCGUGGAAUGUUGUACCUCUUGCUCUUUGAUUUUUUCUCUCCAGCCCAAACUCCUGAUAUACAGAAAAUGGUCACUGUUUCUUAACGGUCAUAGUGUGCCUGUCUGGAUGAUAUCUAAGAAUAUCAAUGAAAACUACACAAAUAUUUCAUGAUUUUUUUCUUGGAACUUCAAGUCUUCGUUGUAGACAGACUUCAUUAAAUUUUCUUUCUUACUCCUUCCUUUUAUUUAUCCUCUCUGUUCCCCUGGCACUCUCUGCCCCUCCCUUCUUUCUGUCCCUCCUCUCUAUGCUUUGACCUUCCUCCUCCCUUCUUCCCUCAGUCCAUCCUUCUCUUAUCUAUCAAUAUAACCAGUUUGUUUCUUUCAGGUGGAAAGAAUGGGAUGAAAUUUUUCAGCUGUGACCAGAAAUUUAUUUUCCUGAGUAGAUUGCUGAGAAUUGUGAAAGAAGAGGGUACAUUUUCAGUUCUCUGCUUUAUUGCUCCAUGCAGAAAGCUAAAUUGUUGUGUUGUGUAUUACUGUAUUUUAACAUGUUGCUUAAUUUCUUCGUGUUUAUUUUCAGUAAUGGCUGAAAGUGUUAAUUAUUCCAUAUUUUUAGCACAAUGUGCUGCAUAUACUUCCCAGUAAGCAAAUAAGGUUACAUGUGUACAGAUUUUCACCUUUGAUUAAAUAUUGCCUGGGUUUAGUUCCUCUUCCCCAUAAGAAAUGCUUCCUUUUUAAUGUUUGAAACUGAAAGUAAACAGUUAUUGAAUGAUUUUGAAUUUACCUCAUUUUAGAACUCAGUUUUAAUUUAUCUGGCCUGUUUUUAAUAUUAGCCACUAAAAAUAAAAUGGGAGCACUGUCUUAUGCAAUGCCUAAGAAUCGUUUUAUAUAGUAUGUGUACAACAUUAAAAUGUUUUUCAAAGAAAAAUAUACCAGCACUCACUUUUCCUUUGCCAUUCUUCUUUGUAAUUGGGCAAAUCUUGGGGAAGAAGGGAAAUUUAAAAAAAAAUGUGUUUUAAUUCUACAGCUACAGGAGCUUUGUACUGCUAAACUUAAAUCUGGAAAAGUUUCACAGUGACGUUUUUAAAAGAAUUUUUUUAUCUACUGAAUUCUACCAGUGUAACCUUUUUUUCUAAAUAAACAAUAGUUUUCUCAA
Molecule: messenger RNA, 7982 nt
Organism: Nannospalax galili (Upper Galilee mountains blind mole rat)
Lineage: Eukaryota; Metazoa; Chordata; Mammalia; Rodentia; Spalacidae
Gene: Thoc2
Product: THO complex 2
Exons: 39
Coding region: 41-4894 (1617 amino acids)
Biological process (GO): mRNA export from nucleus; mRNA processing
Cellular component (GO): THO complex part of transcription export complex
Molecular function (GO): mRNA binding
Source: RefSeq, a predicted model, not a curated record